AUGUCCUCUAUUAUAUUUAUUCCAAAUGAUGCUGAUAAUAUAAAUUCAAUAAUGGUAACAAUUUCAUCAUCAUUAUCAUUAGUAGGAUGUUUAUUCAUUCUUUCUAUUUAUAUUUAUUAUAAAGAGUUAAGGGAAUUUCAACUUAAAUUAAUUUUUAUAAUGACAAUAAAUGAUUUUAUAAUUUCAAUAAUAUUUUUAAUAGCAACACAUAUCCAAACAAAAUAUUUUGACGCCAUAACAAAUGUUUUCCCCUUCUUUUGUAAUUUCCCCGAUUCAUUAUUACAUUAUUUUUUUUUAUCUUCAUUUUUUUGGGAAGUUUGUAUUGCUCAUACAUUAAUUCAAGUUAUAAAAUAUAAUAAUGAUAAAGUUGAAGAUAAUUUAAAGAAAUAUUUUAUAUUUUCAAAUGGACUUUCAGCAUUAAUAAUGGUAUCAUUAUUUUUUAUAAGAAGUUAUAGUAAAAUCGAUUGUCAUCAUGAUUCAAUCUUUCCCCAUCUUUUAUUCUUUAUACCAUUAUUGUUAACUUGGAUUUACAAUAUUAUAGUUUGUGCAUUAUUAACCAAAACAUUUAAAGAACAAGCAAUGAAUUUUGGCUACUCUUUAGGUAUUAAUGGUGGUAGUGGUAGUUAUAUAAACUUUACUAAUAACAAUAGUAUUGAUAAUUACUCAAAUAUAAUCAUUAAAAAUGAUUUAAUAAUAAAUAAUAAUAAUAAUAUCAAUGUCAAUAAUAAUAAUAAUAAUAUAAAUAUAUUAUUUCAUGUCAAUGUCAAUAAUAAUAAUAACAAAAUAAUAAUAAAAAGAAUUAGAAAAACACCAAAUAUAAUAUGGACAUCAAUUUUCUUUUUAUUUUCAUUUGGAUUCAUUUGGUCAUGGUCAAUAUUGGUGAUAAUAUUGAAAUAUUUAUCAUUGGAUGUAAAGUAUAUUCUAAUGAUAUCCUAUUUCUUUAUUCCAUUACAUGGUUGUAUGAAUGCAGUUUGUUUUGGUGUAAAUGAUAGACUUAGAAUGAAUCUCAAGAAAAGUUGUAAAAAUUAUUAUUAUAAAUUUUUAGGUUUAUUUAGUUUAGAUAAAAGGAAAUCAUAUGGUAUAAAUGGAAAUAAUAAAAAUAAUAAAAAUAAUAAUGGGGCUAAUUGUGAAGAAAGAAGUUUAAUUGAUUAUUCUCCUGAUGAUGAUGAUGAUGAAGAUGAUGAUAAUAAUAAUAAUAAUUAUAGCGAUGGAAAUUAUUAUCAAAUUCCUUCACCUUUUUUAAUUGAUAGUAGAAAUUCUUCAAAUUUAACAGAUUAUUCUGUAAUUUUAGAUAAUAACAAUAAUAACAAUAAUAAUGGUCCUUAUAAUCCAACAAGAUCUAACUCCAUUACUGAAUUACUUUAUAAUAAUAUAAAUAGUUUAAAUGCAAUUAGAAUUUUAAGUAAUAAUAAUAAUAAUAAUAAUAAUAAUAAUAAUAAUAAUAAUAAUAAUAAUAAUAAUAAUAAUAAUAUCAAUAAUAAUGAUAACAAUAAUAAUAAUAAUAAUAAUAAUAGUUUUUGUACAAUAGAUGAAGAUGAAACCAAAUAA
Dictyostelium discoideum AX4 is the source of this 1548-nucleotide messenger RNA. It is a transcript of the gene crlG, whose product is annotated as G-protein-coupled receptor family protein. Gene Ontology annotation, cellular component: membrane. The record is from RefSeq and is a predicted model, not a curated record. The coding region runs from base 1 to 1548 and encodes 515 amino acids. The transcript has 3 exons. Gene Ontology annotation, biological process: G protein-coupled receptor signaling pathway; signal transduction; cell surface receptor signaling pathway. Gene Ontology annotation, molecular function: transmembrane signaling receptor activity; G protein-coupled receptor activity. NCBI's taxonomy places the organism in Eukaryota, Evosea, Eumycetozoa, Dictyosteliales, Dictyosteliaceae.